Callithrix jacchus (white-tufted-ear marmoset) is the source of this 11946-nucleotide messenger RNA. RefSeq names its product unconventional myosin-XV. The record is from RefSeq and is a predicted model, not a curated record. Gene Ontology annotation, cellular component: cytoskeleton; myosin complex. Lineage: Eukaryota; Metazoa; Chordata; Mammalia; Primates; Cebidae. Gene Ontology annotation, molecular function: ATP binding; protein binding; cytoskeletal motor activity.
CCCACACACUUUCCACCACUGCUCUAGGGUGAAACCCAAGGCGGCUCUAGAGGAGAUGAAUUAUGGAUCCGCCCUCCCGGAAUCCUGACCCGGCCCUCCCCACGCCACCCAAGGCCAGUCCCGUCUGCUUCCAGCCUGAGGAGGCCGCGUGUCCAGCCUCAGGCAGGAGACUGAGCAGGUACCCGUGUCUCCCAAGUCCCUGAGCCCGUGACACGGGCCCCAGGCCCAGCAGGAAACAGGCAGCCACCAUGGCGAAGGAGGAAGAUGAGGAGAAGAAAGCCAAGAAAGGGAAAAAGGGGAAGAAGGCGCCAGAGCCAGAGAAGCCCAAACGGAGCCUGAAGGGGACGUCGCGAUUGUUUAUGGGAUUCCGCGACCGCACACCCAAGAUCUCCAAGAAGGGCCAGUUCCGCAGCGCCUCGACCUUUUUCUGGGGCCUCCACACCGGCCCCCAGAAGACCAAGCGCAAGAAGAAGGCCCGCACGGUGCUCAAGUCCACCUCGAAGCUCAUGACGCAGAUGCGCAUGGGCAAGAAGAAGCGGGCGAUGAAGGGCAAGAAGCCGUCCUUCAUGGUGAUCCGCUUCCCUGGCCGCCGUGGCUAUGGCCGCCUGCGGCCACGUGCCCGGUCACUCAGCAAGGCGUCCACCGCCAUCAACUGGCUCACCAAGAAGUUCCUCCUCAAGAAGGCCGAGGAGUCGGGCAGCGAGCAGGCCACGGUGGAUGCCUGGCUGCAGCGCUCGAGCUCCCGCGUGGGCUCCCGCAAGCUGCCCUUCCCGUCGGGUGCCGAGAUCCUGCGGCCCGGGGGCCGGAUCCGGAGGUUCCCCCGCAGCCGCAGCAUCUACGCGUCGGGUGAGCCCCUAGGCUUCCUGCCCUUUGAGGACGAGGCCCCGUUCCAUCACUCGGGCUCCCGCAAGUCGCUGUAUGGGCUCGAGGGCUUCCAGGACCUGGGCGAGUAUUAUGACUACCACCGUGACGGCGACGACUACUACGAUCGGCAGUUGCUCCACCGUUACGAAGAGCAGGGGCCCUACGUGGCGGGCCUCCGCCCCUACAGCCCGGCCUGGCCACCCUACGGUGACCACUACUAUGGGUACCCGCCCGAGGACCCCUACGACUACUACCACCCGGACUAUUACAGUGGCCCCUUUGAUCUGGGGCACACCUAUGGCUACGGCUACGGCUACGACGAUUACGAACCCCCGUAUGCGCCCCCGUCGGGGUACUCCUCUCCUUACAGCUACCACGACGAGUACGAGGGCGAGGCGCACCCACACCGCUACUACCUGGAUCCCUACGCGCCCUGCGAUGCGCCAUACCCGCCCUAUGACCUCCCGUACCACACUCGCUACGACGUACCCUACUUUGAUCCCUACGGGGUCCCCUACACCGUCCCCUAUGCCGAAGGCGUCUAUGGCAGUGGGGACGAGGCCAUCUACCCCCCUGAGGUGCCCUAUUUUUACCCGGAGGAGUCAGCCUCGGCCCUUGUGUACCCCUGGGUACCACCGCCCAUCCCGUCGCCCCACAACCCGUAUGCCCACCCCAUGGAUGACAUCGCCGAGCUGGAGGAGCCUGAGGACGCAGGCGGGGAGCGUCAGGGCACCUCCUUCCGCCUGCCCAGCGCCGCCUUCUUCGAGCAGCAAGGCAUGGACAAGCCCGCCAGGUCCAAGCUGUCCCUCAUCCGCAAGUUCCGCCUCUUCCCGCGGCCCCAGGUGAAGCUGUUCGGUAAGGAGAAGCUGGAGGUGCCCCUGCCACCCUCUCUGGACAUUCCGCUGCCCUUGGGAGAGGCGGACGAAGAGGAGGAUGAGGAAGAGCUGCCCCCAGUGCCUGCUGUGCCCUAUCGCCACCCUUUCUGGGGCUUCCUCACACCGCGCCAGCGCAACCUCCAGCGCGCCCUGUCAGCCUUCGGCGCCCACCGAGGCCUGGGCUUCGGCCAGGAGUUUGGCCGCCCCGCGCCUCCGCCCGCGACCUCGCUGGCGCGGUUCCUCAAGAAGACGCUGUCGGAGAAAAAGCCCAUCCUGCGGCUCAGGGGCAGCCGGAAGGCCCGGGCGGGCGGCCCAGCGGUCAGGGAGGCGGCCUACAAACGCUUCGGCUACAAGCUGGCUGGCAUGGACCCAGAGCGGCCCAGCACACCUAUCAUGCUGAGGAGAGCCCAGCCGUGCGCUCGCAGCGGCAACAACACGCGCCGCCCGCCAGUCACCGCGCCCGCUCCCUCGUCCAGGACCCUCUCCCACUGGAGCGGGCUCCUCACCCGGCGCGCGCCCCCGCGGCCCCCCAGUCCCGGGCCCCCGCCCGCGCCCCAACUCUCUCCGGCGCUCUCGGGCCUGCCCCGGCCGGCCUCGCCCUACCGCUCGCUCCGCCGCCACCCGCCGCCCUGGGCUGCCCCAGGGCUUGUGCCCCCGGCGCCGCAGGCCAGCUGGUGGGCGUUCCUGGAGCCUCCCGCCGUGAGCCCGGAGGUGCCCCCCGACCUACUGGCCUUCCCCGGGCCCCGACCCUCAUUCCGGGGCUCCCACCAGCAAGGGUCGGCCUUCGGCUUCCCUGUGGCCUCCACAAGGGCGUCGCGGAGGCGGGCCUGGUCCCCGCUGGCCUCGCCCCAGCCCUCGCUGAGGAGGAGCCUGCCAGGCCCCGGCUACGGCUCGCCCUUGGCGCCUCCGUCGCCUCAGCUGUCCAUGCGCGCGGGUCCCUACCAGCCGCCCUUCCCGCCCCCGGCCCGCCGGACCCACUCGCUGCGGGAGCCCCCAGCCCCACCCCGAGCCUCCAGGCGCCUGGGCCCACCCGGCUCGCCCAGGCCGCCCUCACCGCCCCUGGUGCUAGGCCACAGCCAGCGGCGCCACUCCCUCAACCUGCCCUCCCGCCUCCCGCACACAUGGCGGCGCCUCAGCGAGCCACCCACUCGAGCUGUGAAGCCGCGAGUGCGCCCACCCUUCCACCAACCUCCCGGGGCCGGGGCCUGGCAGGCACCCCUGGAGCACCGGGAGAACCCGGGUGAACCCGAGGACUCAGAGACGCCCUGGACAGUGUCCCUGCUGGCCCCCAGCUGGGACGUGGACAUGCCUACCAUCCAACGCCCACCGUCCCCCUGGCCUGGUGGUGCAGGCAGCCGCCGAGGCUUUUCCAGACCACCCCCUGUGCUGGAAAACCCCUUUCUCCAGCACGUGGGCCCUGUGCCAUCCCCCACUCUCCAGCCCAAGGAUUCAGCUGCUGAUAUGACCAGGGUCUUCCUGGGCAGACAUUAUGACCCAGGGCCUGGACAGCUCACCAAAUCAGCUGGCCCAAGCCCUGAGAAGCCUGAAGAAGAGACCACCCUGGGGGACCCCCACCUGCCAUCAGAGACCAAGCCUCCAACCCCAACACCUCCCAAGGAUGUCAGACCUCUCAAGGAAGUCCUCCCGAAGCAAAAGACACUAAGGCCCAGCCUUUCAUACCCACUGGCUGAGUGUGACCAGACCAGGGCCACACAGCCAUCAUGGCACCGCUGGGGGACACUGCCCCAAGCCCCAGGUCCCUUGGUGCCCACCAGGGCCCCAGAGCCCCUGCCCAAGGGGGGUGAGCAGCGCCAGGCGGGCCCUGGGCGUUUUGCUGUGGUCAUGCCUCAAGUGCAGAAGCUGAGCUCUUUCCAGCGAGUUGGGCCUGCAACCCUGAAGCCUCAAGUCCAGCCAACCCAGGACCCCAAGCCGAGAGCCUGGAGUCUUCGCUGGUCCUGCCUCUGGCUGCAGGCAGAGGCCCACGGACCCUGGCCACGAGUACAUGCCCACCCCCAGUCCUGCCACCUGGGCCCUGGAGCCACCUGCCUGUCCCUUAGCAGGUCCUGGGAGGAGGUCGGCCCCCCAUGCUGGCAGAACAAGAUGCACUCCAUCCGCAACCUGCCAUCCAUGCGGUUCCGCGAACAGCACAGGGAGGAUGGUGUGGAGGACAUGACGCAGCUGGAAGACCUCCAGGAAACCACUGUGCUGUCCAACCUCAAGAUUAGAUUUGAACAGAACCUCAUCUACACAUACAUCGGGAGCAUCCUGGUGUCAGUGAACCCAUACCAAAUGUUCAGAAUCUAUGGGCCGGAGCAGGUGCAGCAGUACAACAGGCGGGCCCUGGGAGAGAAUCCCCCGCACCUUUUUGCGAUUGCAAAUCUCGCCUUCGCCAAAAUGCUUGAUGCCAAACAGAACCAGUGCAUAAUCAUCAGUGGAGAGAGCGGCUCUGGCAAAACUGAGGCCACCAAGCUGAUUCUGCGCUACCUGGCCUCCAUGAACCAGAAACGGGAUGUCAUGCAGCAGAUCCUGGAGGCAACACCCCUCUUGGAGUCCUUCGGUAAUGCCAAAACCGUCAGGAAUGACAACUCCAGCCGCUUCGGGAAGUUCGUGGAGAUCUUUCUGGAAGGGGGCGUGAUCUCUGGUGCCAUAACCUCCCAGUACCUGCUUGAGAAAUCCAGGAUCGUGUUUCAGGCCAAAAACGAGAGGAAUUACCACAUCUUCUAUGAGUUGCUGGCUGGGUUGCCUGCCCAGCUCCGGCAGGCCUUCAGCCUGCAGGAGGCCGAGACCUACUACUAUCUGAACCAGGGUGGGAACUGUGAGAUUGCAGGAAAGAGCGAUGCAGAUGACUUUCGCCGGCUCCUGGCUGCCAUGGAGGUGCUGGGCUUCAGCAGUGAGGACCAGGACAGCAUCUUCCGCAUCCUGGCCUCCAUCCUGCACCUGGGCAACGUCUACUUUGAGAAGUAUGAGACGGAUGCACAGGAGGUGGCCUCAGUGGUGAGUGCCCGGGAAAUCCAGGUUGUGGCUGAGCUGCUACAGAUCUCCCCUGAGGGCCUGCAGAAGGCCAUCACCUUCAAAGUGACCGAGACAAUGCGAGAGAAGAUCUUCACACCCCUAACUGUGGAGAGCGCUGUGGAUGCCAGGGACGCCAUCGCCAAGGUCUUGUAUGCGCUGCUGUUCAGCUGGCUCAUCGCCAGGGUCAAUGCGCUGGUUUCCCCGCGGCAGGAUACACUGUCCAUCGCCAUCCUGGACAUCUACGGUUUUGAGGACCUGAGCUUCAACAGCUUUGAGCAGCUGUGUAUUAACUACGCAAACGAGAACCUUCAGUACCUUUUUAACAAGAUCGUCUUCCAGGAGGAGCAGGAGGAGUACAUCCGUGAGCAGAUCGACUGGCAGGAGAUCACAUUUGCUGACAACCAGCCUUGCAUCAACCUCAUCUCGCUGAAGCCUUAUGGCAUCCUGCGCAUCCUCGAUGACCAGUGUUGCUUUCCUCAGGCUACAGACCACACCUUCCUACAGAAGUGCCACUACCAUCAUGGCGCCAAUCCGCUCUAUUCUAAACCCAAGAUGCCGCUGCCUGAGUUCACCAUCAAGCACUAUGCAGGCAAGGUCACCUACCAGGUGCACAAGUUCCUGGACAAGAACCACGAUCAAGUGCGCCAGGACGUGCUAGACCUGUUCGUAAGAAGCCGGACACGGGUGGUGGCACACCUCUUCUCCAGCCAUGCCCCACAGGCUGCCCCUCAGCGCCUGGGCAAGAGCAGCUCCGUCACUCGGCUCUACAAGGCGCACACCGUGGCUGCCAAGUUCCAGCAGUCACUCCUGGAUCUGGUGGAAAAGAUGGAGAGGUGUAACCCCUUGUUUGUGCGUUGCCUGAAGCCCAACCACAAGAAGGAGCCUGGUCUCUUUGAGCCAGAUGUAGUAAUGGCACAGUUACGCUAUUCAGGGGUGCUGGAGACUGUGAGGAUCCGCAAGGAGGGAUUUCCAGUGCGCUUGCCUUUCCAGGGGUUCAUCGACAGGUACUGCUGUCUAGUGGCCCUCAAGCACAACCUGCCGGCUAACGGGGACAUGUGUGUAUCGGUGCUGAGUCGCCUGUGCACAGUCAUGCCAAACAUGUACCGUGUUGGGGUCAGCAAGGUGAGUCCCACCCCACAGUCAGCCCUUAAGAGACCCCAAUUCAGGGGCUCCAGAACCACUGAGUCAGAAAUGUCCAAGCUUGAGACCACUGUCCCAGGAACAACCCAGAUGAGCUUGGGACAUGGAAUGUUAACUGCCCGAUUCACCAGCACCCUUUCUUCCACCUCUCCAAAUCCACCUCAUCCCUCCAGUUCCACUCCAGGAGGCAUCUCUGUCUAUUCUGUCUCCACGGAUUCUAGAGAGGGAGGGGCCCUUAGUCCAGCCUCCUGGCUCCUAUCUGCCUCAGUGCCUGCCUCCUGUCCUCAGCUGUUCCUUAAGGAACACCUACACCAGCUGCUGGAGAGUAUGCGGGAGCACGUCCUGAAUCUGGCAGCCCUUACUCUGCAGCGCUGCUUCCGUGGCUUCUUCAUCAAGCGGCGAUUCCGCUCUCUGCGCCACAAGAUCAUCUUGCUGCAAAGCCGGGCCCGUGGCUACCUUGCCAGGCAACGCUAUCAGCAGAUGAGGAGGAGUCUGGUGAAGUUCCGGUCCCUGGUACACACAUACAUGAGCCGCCGACGCUACCUCAAGGAGCUGAGUAAGCGGGAGGUAGUGGCUGUGGGGCACCUCGAGGUACCGGCUGAGCUGGCUGGGCUCCUGCAAGCAGUGGCAGGCCUCAGGCUGUCCCGGGUGCCUCGGGUGGCCCCUGUGCGGACUCCUCGGCUCCAGGCUGAGCCCCGUGUCACACUGCCCCUGGAUAUCAACAACUAUCCCAUGGCCAAGUUUGUCCGGUGCCACUUCAAGGAACCUGCCUUUGGGAUGCUGACAGUGCCCCUGAGGACACCCCUUACGCAGCUGCCAGCCGAGCACCAUGCGGAAGCUGUGAGCAUCUUCAAGCUGAUCCUGCGCUUCAUGGGCGACCCCCACCUGCAUGGUGCCCAGGAGAACAUCUUCGGGAACUACAUUGUGCAGAAGGGGCUGGCGGUGCCUGAGCUGCGGGAUGAGAUCCUGGCACAGCUAGCCAACCAGGUGUGGCACAAUCACAAUGCCCACAAUGCCGAGAGGGGCUGGCUGCUGCUGGCCUCCUGCCUCAGUGGCUUUGCACCUUCCCCGCGCUUCAACAAGUACCUUCUCAAGUUUGUGUCUGAUUAUGGGCGGAAUGGCUUCCAGGCUGUGUGUCAGCACCGCCUCAUGCAGGCCAUGGGCCGGGCCCAACAGCAGGGCUUGGGGGCGGCCCGAACCUUACCCCCAACGAAGCUCGAGUGGACAGCGACCUAUGAGAAGGCCAGCAUGGCGCUGGACGUGGGCUGCUUCAAUGGUGACCAGUUCUCCUGCCCAGUGCACUCCUGGAGUACGGGAGAAGAGGUGGCUGGAGACAUUCUCAGGCACAGGGGGCUGGCAGAUGGUUGGCGUGGCUGGACUGUGGCCAUGAAGAAUGGUGUCCAAUGGGCAGAGCUGGCUGGCCACGACUAUGUGUUGGACCUGGUGUCAAACCUGGAGCUGCUCAAGGACUUCCCUCGACAGAAGUCCUAUUUCAUUGUGGGCGCAGAGGGACCUGUACCCAGUAGGGGAGGCCCCAAAGUGGUGUUUGGGAACAACUGGGACUCGGAUGAGGACACACCCGCUAGACCCCAGCUCCAGGAGCACAUGCACAAAGUACCGGACUCUGAUGGGAACAGCAGCCACAAUGAGGAUGAGUCAGACAGUCUUGGAGAGCCUGCUGGGCCCCACAAGGGGCUGGACUGCUACCUGGAUAGCCUCUUCGACCCCGUGCUGUCUUAUGGGGAUGCGGACCUGGAGAAGCCAACAGCCAUUGCCUACCGCAUGAAAGGGGGAGGCCAGCCAGGUGGAGGCAGCAGUAGUGGUACUGAAGACACCACCAGGAGGCCCCCAGAGCCAAAGCCAAUCCCAGGCCUGGACGCCUCCACAUUGGCUUUGCAGCAAGCCUUCAUCCACAAACAGGCCGUCCUGCUGGCCCGGGAGAUGACCCUGCAGGCCAUGGCACUCCAGCAGCAGCCCCCGAGUGCUGCCCCAAGAUCCUUGCCCACAGAGAAACCCCUAGCACCAGACGCACAGCCGAAGUCUGUAGGUACUGGUCCCCCAGCCAAACCUGUGCUCCUGCGUGCCACUCCAAAGCCCUUGGCCCCUGCCCCUCUGGCCAAGGCUCCAAGGCCCCCCACCAAGCCUGUGGCUGCUCCUGUUCUAGCUCAUGAUCAGGCUUCUCCAGAAACCACUUUACCCUCCCCAGAGCUGGUCCGGUACUCAACGCUCAACUCUGAGCACUUCCCACAGCCCACACAGCAGAUCAAGCACAUUGUCAGGCAGUACCAGCAGCCAUUCCGGGGAGGCCAGCCCGAGGUCCUCAGGAAGGGUGGCGGGAAGGUGUUCAUGAAGCGGCCAGACCCCCACGAGGAGGCCCUGAUGAUCCUAAAGGGGCAGAUGACUCACCUGACAGCUGCACCUGGCACCCAGGUGUCCAGAGAAGCUGUGGCCCUGGUAAAGCCAGUGACCAGUGCACCAAGGCCAUUCAUGACACCCACUUCAGCUCUGCCCUCGCGGUCGCUGGAGCCCCCUGAGGAACCAAUGCAGACGCAGCUGCACCGCCUUAUCAACCCCAGCUUCUAUGGCUAUCAGGACGCCCCCUGGAGGAUCUUCCUGCGCAAAGAGGUAUUUUACCCCAAGGACAGCUACAGCCAUCCUGUGCAGCUUGACCUCCUGUUCCGGCAGAUCCUACACGAUACACUGUCCGAAGCCUGCCUGCGCAUCUCUGAGGAUGAGAGGCUCAAGAUGAAGGCCCUGUUUGCCCAGAACCAGCUGGACACACAGAGGCCUCUGGUAACGGAGAGCGUGAAGCGGGCUGUGGUCAGCACUGCGCGAGACACCUGGGAGGUCUACUUCUCCCGCCUCUUCCCUGCCACGGGCAGCGUAGGCACUGGAGUGCAGCUCCUAGCUGUGUCCCACAUGGGCAUCAAACUCCUGAGGAUGGUCAAAGGUGGCCAGGAGGCCAGCGGGCAGCUGCGGGUCCUGCGUGCAUACAGCUUUGCAGAUAUCCUGUUUGUGACAAUGCCCUCCCAGAAUAUGCUGGAGUUCAACUUGGCCAGUGAGAAGGUCAUCCUCUUCUCAGCCCGAGCUCACCAGGUCAAGACCCUGGUGGAUGACUUCAUUUUGGAGCUGAAGAAGGACUCUGACUAUGUGGUCGCUGUGAGGAACUUCCUGCCUGAAGACCCAGCCCUGCUGGCUUUCCACAAGGGUGACAUCAUCCACCUGCAGCCUCUAGAGCCUCCUCGAGUGGGCUACAGUGCUGGCUGCGUGGUCCGCAAGAAGGUGGUGUACCUGGAGGAGCUGCGGCGUACAGGCCCCGACUUUGGCUGGAGGUUUGGGACUAUCCAUGGGCGUGUGGGCCGCUUCCCUUCGGAGCUGGUGCAGCCCGCUGCUGCCCCCGACUUCCUGCAGCUGCCAGCAGAGCCGGGCAGCGGCCGAGCAGCCGCCGUGGCCGCUGCUGUGGCCUCUGCAGCCGCUGCACAGGAGGUGGGCCGCAGGAGAAAGGGUCCCCCAGUCAGGGCCCGCUCUGCUGACCAUGGGGAGGAAGCCCUGGCUCUCCUACCCUACACAAUGCUCGAGUUUGCCCAGAAGUAUUUCCGAGACCCUCAGAGGAGACCCCAGGAUGGCCUCAGGCUGAAAUCCAAGGAGGGUCGGGAGUCCAGAACCUUGGAGGACAUGCUUUGCUUCACCAAGACCCCUCUCCAGGAAUCCCUCAUCGAACUCAGCGACAGCAGCCUCAACAAGAUGGCCACCGACAUGUUCCUAGCUGUGAUGAGGUUCAUGGGGGAUGCCCCACUGAAGGGCCAGAGUGACCUGGACGUGCUUUGUAACCUCCUAAAGCUGUGUGGGGACCAUGAGGUCAUGCGGGAUGAGUGUUACUGCCAAGUUGUGAAGCAGAUCACCGACAAUACCAGCUCCAAGCAGGACAGCUGCCAGCGAGGCUGGAGGCUACUGUACAUCGUGACUGCCUACCACAGCUGCUCCGAGGUCCUCCACCCACACCUCACUCGCUUCCUCCAAGAUGUGAGCCGGACCCCUGGCCUGCCCUUUCAAGGGAUUGCCAAGGCCUGUGAGCAGAACCUGCAGAAAACCCUGCGCUUCGGGGGUCGUCUGGAGCUCCCCAGCAGCAUAGAGCUUCGGGCUAUGUUGGCAGGCCGCAGUUCCAAGAGACAACUCUUUCUUCUUCCUGGAGGCCUUGAACGCCAUCUCAAAAUCAAAACAUGCACUGUGGCCCUGGAUGUGAUAGAAGAGAUCUGUGCUGAGAUGGCUCUGACACGCCCCGAGGCCUUUAAUGAAUAUGUUAUCUUCGUUGUCACCAACCGUGGCCAGCAUGUGUGCCCACUCAGUCGCUGUGCUUACAUCCUGGAUGUGGCCUCCGAGAUGGAGCAAGUGGAUGGCGGCUACAUGCUCUGGUUCCGACGUGUGCUCUGGGAUCAGCCACUCAAGUUCGAGAAUGAGCUAUAUGUGACCAUGCACUACAACCAGGUUCUGCCUGACUACCUGAAGGGCCUCUUCAGCAGCAUGCCAGCCAACCGGCCCAGCGAGCAGCUGCUGCAGCAGGUGUCCAAGCUGGCUUCACUGCAGCACCGCGCCAAAGACCGCUUCUACCUGCCGAGUGUGCGAGAAGUCCAGGAUUACAUCCCAGCCCAGCUCUACCGUACAACAGCAGGCUCAACCUGGCUCAACCUGGUCAGCCAGCACCGGCAGCAGACACAGGCGCUCAGCCCCCACCAGGCCCGCGCCCAGUUUCUGGGUCUCCUCAGCGCCCUACCUAUGUUCGGCUCUUCCUUCUUCUUCAUUCAGAGCUGCAGCAACAUCACUGUUCCAGCCCCUUGCAUCCUUGCCGUCAACCACAACGGCCUCAACUUUCUCAGCACAGAGACUCAUGAAUUGAUGGUGAAGUUCCCCCUGAAGGAGAUCCAGUCAACGCAGACCCAGCGGCCCACAGCCAACUCCAGCUACCCCUACGUGGAGAUUUCACUGGGGGAUGUGGUGGCCCAGCGAACCUUGCAGCUGCAGCUGGAACAGGGACUGGAACUCUGUCGUGUGGUGGCUGUGCACGUGGAGAACCUGCUCAGUGCCCGUGAGAAGCGGCUCACACUGCCCCCCAGCGAGAUCACCCUGCUCUGACCCAGCCCCCAGCCCUCCAGUACCUUCUGCCAGAAGACUCACUGUGUGGCCUCAGGGUAGUCAGUGGACCUCUCAGGAUCAAUGACCCCUGUAAGGGGCCAGAACCUUGGAGGAUAGCAAAAGGAGGCAGGAGGAGCAACUCAAAUCCUCAAGAACCCAAGAAGACCCAUCCUGAAUAUGAUGGAAUGGCAGUAUGCAGACUCGGGUCAGAUAGCAGGAGGAACUUUCAGUAAUUGGCCCACAGUGGAGUGGAGCAGAAGGCAGGACCCUGAGGCCUUCUGCCUUGUACCUAUUGCAGACCCUGCCCCUAACUCCUGCUAUGGCACAGAAGCCCCACACCAGUUGCCUAGAUGAACUGGACUCUGCCUUCGGUUUACUAAGGAUCUGACACUGGAAUCUGCUCCAACUCCACAUCCCAGCCCUACCUGUCCUCCUAAGGGGCUCCUCCUUGUACUGCCAGUUAGCCUGGAUUUCAGUUAGCCUGGUUAUUUCUGUACAAACAAAAGGUGUGCCUGGCAGCCAUUUCUCCAUGGAGUUGCUAAGUGGCUGGAAAACAAGCCUGAGGGAGGAGGCAGGAGUUGGAGGUAUCUUAGGCCCCUGACUCACUGCCUAUGAACAGAUCCUCCCCAACUCCUUGGGUAUCCCCAACCCCAGACCCCCAUCACCUGAUGGACCACACAAGUUUGAGAGUGAUAUAAGGGAGAAGUCUGGGAAAAGGCUUCUUGGAAAAUGGGACAUUAGCGUUGAGUUUUGAAAGAUGAGUAGGAGUUUGCUAAGAAUAGAUGGAAGAGAGCGGGAUAAAAAUUCCAGAGAAAAUCAUGUUUGUUUCCUGCUGUAUCCCCCAGAAACCAGAGGACACCGAACACAGAGUAGGCACUUUAAAAAUAUUUGUCAUAUGAAUGAAAGAAUAAACGAAUGAAUGUUG